GUUCCCCAGGCGCCUGCGCCUCUUGCUAAAUCGCUCUGAGGAACUGACAGUGGAUUGGUUCAAAAUGGCGUUAAUCCCGCCUCCUGACUCUAGUUUGAUGAGUACGUUGGUCGUGUCCGGUUUGCGAUGCUGGUGUUUAGCGGGACUGGUGGAUUUGAAGGCAGCUGGUUGUGAAAUCAAGUGACUUUCCGCUGAUCCGCCGGCAGUUUUAGCGCGGCCUCUGGUCGAAGCUGGACUCCCCUUACAGAAAGAAGCGGGGGCUGCUGUGCGUACACUGGGAAUUGUUCCUGAAUACAAAGAUCCCGAGACAUAAUUAGUGGAUGUAAUAAAAGGAAAAAGAAAUGGAUGCACCAUUGCCGCCAAAGGAAGCUGGAAAAUUUAUAUCCGAGAACAGCAAAGAUGUCUCUGUUUUAGAAGAAGGGGUUCAAAAGGUUGCCAAAAUGGUGUUUGAAAAAAGAAAUUCAGAGGAACUUGAUGCUACAGGAUGGAAGUUGCUCCAUGACCUGAACCCACAAACAAUGAGUGAGACCUCUGUCAACUGGGUAUUUGUUACAGAUACUCUCAACUUUUCCUUUUGGUCUGAAAAUGAUGAUCACAAGUGUUUGGUUAAGUACAAAGGCAAAAUGCAUAGUGGCUUUUGGUCACUUUGUGCUGCUAUUAAUAGAGCACUAGAUGAAGGCAUUCCCAUUACCAGUGCAUCAUUUUUUGCUAACAUAACCCUGGAUCAAUUGAAAUAUGUGCUACGUUCAGACACGGAUGUUCCAAUGCCUCUGAUUGAAGAACGUCUCAAAGUGCUUAAGGAGGCUGGAAACAUAUUGCUAGAGAAGUUUGAUGGUUCAUUCCUCAAUUGCAUUAAGAAGAGUGAAAAUAGUGCCCAGAAAUUGCUACGCCUUGUGGUGGAUAAUUUUCCUUCAUAUAGGGAUGAAACUACAUUUCAGUACCCAGAAUUGAUUGCAGCGUUCAGGAUUUACCCUGGAGAAGAGAACAGUUUUACUAUAAUAGCAUCAGACGGCAAAAAGGUUGCUUUUUACAAAAGGGCGCAAAUCCUUAUAGCGGAUAUCUGGGGCCUACUGGAAGGAAAGGGGGAUGGUGUCUUUCACGAUAUGGCCAGUCUGACUAUGUUUGCAGACUACAGAGUCCCUCAGGCACUUGUCUACCUUGGAGCCAUGAAGUACUCAGAAAAACUCAUGGAAAAACUUAAACAAGGUGUCCUUUUCCAGUCAGGAGAUUGUCAGGAAGUGGAGAUCCGAGGCUGCUCCAUUUGGUGUGUUGAGUUAAUAUUGCGUCAUGUUCUGGAACUUGGAGCUCAGAAAGGACAUGUGAACAUGCACAUCAAUUCUGUUUUGAUCGAUUACUACCUGUGGGACUAUGCAAAAGAUCACCGAGAGGACAUGGCAGAUAUUCCCAUCCAUCGUGUUCGCUGCAUCUACUACUAGUUGGACAUGCUGCAGUUUCUUUGAAGCAAAGGGCUGUCGGCCUGAAGAUGCUGGGGAUAUGGUUCAGAGGGACCGGGGCAUGUGUUAAAAACUGGAAGGAGCAAGUGUCUAUGCUGCAAAGAAAACUGGGCAUGUGGGAGCGACACUCCCUCUCCAUUGCAGGUAAGAACCUGGUCAUCAGGUGUGAGGCACUCUCACUGUUGUUGUGGUGUAGGUCUGGCUCAUUCCAGACUCCUGCGUGAUGGCGAUCGACCGAGCCAUCUUUCACUUUAUGUGGAGGUCGAAAGUGGAUCAUGUCCGCAGGGAUGCGAUGUACAAGCCUCUAGAUAAGGGGGGAAAAAAACUUGCCCAACAUCGCCUUCAUACUGAUGGCCACCUUUGUGUGCGGCUGCAUCAAGCUGUGCAUAGACCCUCGGUAC
Carcharodon carcharias (great white shark) is the source of this 1855-nucleotide messenger RNA. RefSeq names its product chromosome 4 C9orf64 homolog (gene qng1). The record is from RefSeq and is a predicted model, not a curated record. NCBI's taxonomy places the organism in Eukaryota, Metazoa, Chordata, Chondrichthyes, Lamniformes, Lamnidae. The coding region runs from base 342 to 1436 and encodes 364 amino acids. The transcript is spliced from 7 exons.